Messenger RNA from Acanthoscelides obtectus, 522 nucleotides. The record is from the annotation of a GenBank genome assembly. NCBI's taxonomy places the organism in Eukaryota, Metazoa, Arthropoda, Insecta, Coleoptera, Chrysomelidae.
AUGGUUGAGAGAACAUCCCGGGAGAACAAUCGGUUAUUUCAGGUGGCCCGAUUAAUCGGAGAAGGAUAUGGAAAAGCAGCAUGUGUCGCAAAUGCCAUAAGUCGAUUUAAAAAAUGUGGUAUAUGGCCUGUGGAUAGAAACGUUUUCACAGAUGUUGAUUUUGAAGGCGGAGAUGUUCUUCAAACUGAACCGAAACAAAAAGCACUAGCGGAAAGCAAGGACGCUGACGAUACACCUUCGAGUGAUGAUGAUGUGCCUUUGGCGCUUUUAGUUGAAAAACAGAAAUCGUGCGCCACCUUUGAAACUCAACCACCCGAUGUUCCUUUCGAAGACAUUCUACCAAUUCCAAAUAGUCCUGGCAAUCAGAAAAAUGCAAGUAAACGUGCACAAGCGGCAAAAGUUUUAACUUCAACCCCACAUAAGGACGAAUUAAAAGCAAAGCAAUCUACUAUCGAAGAAAAGAAAAAGAGACUGGCAAAAAGAAAAAUAGGAAUAGCCAAUGGCCAAAUGGAAAAAAAGUAA